Messenger RNA from Camellia sinensis, 2247 nucleotides. The record is from RefSeq and is a predicted model, not a curated record. NCBI's taxonomy places the organism in Eukaryota, Viridiplantae, Streptophyta, Magnoliopsida, Ericales, Theaceae.
UGGACUAUUGCAAUCCAAGCCUCCUCCCCUCUCUCUCUCUCUCUCUCUCUCUCUCUGUGCAAAAAACCCACAAAUUUUCUCUCUCGCUCUCUCGAAUACGUGAUCGGAUUUGUUCACCGCGAAGUUGCAUGUCCGAUUGAGACAGUCCCACCGGUGCAUAUCGGCGUACGGAUCAAAAUCUCUCUCCAGCGAGGGUUAUUGCAUGAGAUGGAAGAUGGAGUGAGAUCUAGUGGGGGUUUGGUGAAGAAGAAGAGUUCUUCUGGUUGUUUGAUCAGAAAGAAGAAAGUGGAGGGGACGAGUGGGGUUGGGGUUUCUGGGUCAAGAAAGGAUUUCCAGUCAAAUAAGGAGAUAAAAAGGUCGCGGUUCGAUUUCAGUGAUUCGGAGUCGAUUGAUGAGUUGCUAGAGCCAGUUCGAAGGAAAGUUGUUUACGGAACUGAUAGAUUUCGUAAUGGUUCGGCUGUGAAUAGUGAAAACCUUGUGGAAGAUAGCAAAUUUGGUCAGAAUGGGGAAAUUGGGAGUGAAAGGAAGAAGAGGCUAGAUGCACGUGAGUUCUAUGACUAUGAUGGUAUUGAUGGAAAGAGAAUGAGGAAGGAUUAUUUACAAAGUAGGUUUAUGAUUGCUGGACGGAGUGGGAGUGAGCGGGAAUUUGAAACUGGGUCUAUUAGACAUGUCAUGAUGAACAAGAGAAGUGAGAGGGAAUUUGAAACUGGGUCUAGUAAACAUGUCAUGAUUGACAAGAGAAAGCAUUCUUAUUUUGACGGUGCAAGUAACUCAUCAGCUGGGAGGAAAAAUGUUCCUGAUUAUACUGUAAAGAGUAGGUUUGGGAUAGAGGACGGUGAAGCUCAUUUACCCGUGUCGUCUUUGAGACGGGAGUUUCAUGUUUCGUCUGAUGAGACUAUCAGGUUGCAGGGUAAAAAUGGUGUUUUGAAGGUGAUGGUAAACAAAAAGAAGAAGAUGGAAGAACUACCUCACAAAUUCUAUGAUCGUCAGUUGGAAGUUGAGAGUAGAAAGGGUUCUAUUUCUGAAAAUGCUAUCAAGAAGAACACAUUUGUCGGACCUUCAUUGUACUCGUGUUCAAAACGGCAUGAAAAAGAGACAUCCGUCGGGCCUUCAUUUUACUUGGGUUCAAAAUGUCAUGAAAAAAACUCAUCUGUCGGACCUUCAUUUUCCUUGGAUUCAAAACAUCCUGAAAAAAACACAUCUGUCAAACCUUCAUUUUACUCGGAUUCAAAAUGUCCUGAAAAAGCAAUUUCAUUUGUUAAAACGGAGAAGAGUGAGCUAAAACUGCGAAAGCCAUUGUCUGUGAUUUCUAAGGCUGGCAAUUCAGAAACAGAGGACAGUGAUACGUUGUUGAGGCUGGGACCAAGUGUACAAGCUCGUAGCUCAUCAAAAGGGGUAAAAAGCGAAGGGAAAGCUCCAUCAGCUGAAAAGAUCAUGCCAGAUAGAGGGGAGGAAGGAAAAGUAAAGCGUGGUUAUGGCACAGAAAAGCAAUUAUUGCGUGAAAAGAUAAGGGCUAUGCUUGUGAGUGCUGGUUGGACAAUUGAUUAUAGACCUAGAAGGAACAGAGACUACUUAGAUGCAGUUUACAUUAAUCCCACAGGAACAGCAUACUGGUCCAUUAUUAAAGCUUAUGAGGCGCUUCAAAAGCAAUUGGAGGAAGAAGAUGCUGAAAUAAAACCUACUGGGCACUCCUUGCAAUUUACUGCAUUACCAGAGGAGGUAGUUAGUAAAUUAACUAGGCAAACCCGAAAGAAGGUUGAGAAGGAAAUGAAGAGGAAGCGAAAAGAUCAUGGUAGGAGUAAGACUGUUAAAGGAGUUUCCAUGGAAGAGUUUGCAGAGGGCACAGUCGGUGAUGAGGAUGACAAGAAACUAAAUUUCGUCAUGAAGCAGAAUGGUAAGUCACCAAAAGGGAGAUCACAUGGAACAACUUGUGUGAGUGGAGAUAAUUCAAGUGGUGCUUUAUACAAGGGAUCAUCCAAGCAAGAGAGGGCUGAAAAACCAUCCACCACAACCAAUUCUCAUAUGAUACAAGCAAGAAAAAGUCGAAAAAUUGGCAGAUGUACCUUAUUGGUUCGCAGUUCUGAUAAGAAGUUAAAUUCAGAAAGCGACAGCUAUGUUCCAUAUACGGGGAAAAGAACCCUGCUUUCAUGGCUGAUUGAUUCUGGAAUGGUGCAUUUAAGUGAAAAGGUGCAGUACAUGAACCGUAGACGGACACGGGUAAAGCUGAAGGGUUGGAUUAGUAGAGAU